GGGGGGGGGGUGUGCUUGUGUGUGGGUGUGUGUGAUGCCGGCGUGGACAUGGAGGAUCCCGGGCAAGAUGUGGCCUCACCAGCCACAUCUGGAACUGGCAAAUCUAAGUUGGAAACAUUACCCAAGGAAGAUCUCAUCAAGUUUGCCAAGAGGCAGAUGAUGUUGAUGCAGAAAGUUAAAUCAAGAUGCACAGAAUUAGAGAAGGAGAUUGAAGAAUUCAGAUCAAAACCUCUUGCUGGGGAAACUAAUGAUGUAAUUCAGGCUCUCACAGAACGGCUGGAUGCUAUUCUUCUGGAAAAAGCAGAGGUUGAGCAACACUGUUUAGCUUUGAAGAAAGAAAAUGUUCAAAUGAAGCAAGAAACUGAACAUUCCAUAACUAAGAUGGAAGACCUACAGAAGGAGUUUGAACACUCAAAUAGAAGUUACUUGAAGGAAAUUGAAAAUUGGAAAACUGAAUUGACUCAGUUACAGUCAAAGUACAGUAAAGAUAGAGCUGCCUUAGAGAAGGAGUUGGAGGAAGCAGUGAAAAAACAAAUAGGACUUUCAGAAGAGCUUAAAUUUAGUAGUGAAUCCCAAGAUGAUGUCAAAAAGUUGCAGGAAGAGAUUCAGAGAAUUAAACCAGCUUAUGAAGAACAAAUUUUAUAUCUGAAAAAGCAAUUGGAAGCCAUUACUGAGGAAAAGAACCAAGAAAUUAGUGAUCUCCAAAACGUUAUCAAGGCUAAUUCUCAACAUUACCAAAGUGAAAUCAGUAGCUUGCAAGAGGAGCUUUUUCAGCUAAAGACUACACACAAAGAAGAAAUGGCAACAUUGAUGCAUCAGCUUGAAGCUUCUGGUAAAGAACAUGAAGAAGAAAGAAACAAAUUUAUACACCUAAUGGAGAGUACGGCAAAUGAUGAAAACGUUCAAGAGAACUCUAAGCAUGAAUUUGAAAACCUUAAAGAAGCACUGAAUCCAGUUAAAGAAAAUCCAGUAUAUGACAGGGAGAUCCAAGAGGAUACAGCUGUAAAACAAAUAGUUAAUGAAAAAGUUAAACACUUAGAAGAUUCCUUGAAAGAACUGGAGUCACAGCAUAGUAUGUUAAAAGAUGAAGUAACCUAUAUGAAUAAUCUCAAGUUAAAACUGGAGAUGGAUGCCCAGAAUAUAAAGGAUGAGUUUUUUCAUGAACGGGAAGAUUUAGAGUUUAAAGUUAAUGAACUACUACUUGUUAAAGAAGAUCAUUGUUGUAUAAUUGAAAAAUUAAAGUCAGAGCUAGAAGUUUCAAGAAAUCAAUUUAGUAAUACUGUGAAACAACAUAACAUGGAAGUACAGAGUCUUAAAGAAGAGUACCAAAAAGAAAUAUCAGAACUAAAGCAAAUUUUAUUAUCAAAUUCAGAAAAAGAAAAAUUAACCAUAAUGUUUGAAAUGCAGGAUCUUAGGGAACAAUAUGAAAAUUUACAGCAAGAAAAGCAAGAAGCAGUUUUAAAUUAUGAGGGUUUGCGAGAAACCAUGGAAAUUCUACAGAGAGAAUUGGGUGAGUCAGCUGGAAAGAUCAGCCAGGAAUUUGAAUCCAUGAAACAACAGCAAGCUUCUGAUGUUCAUGAAUUGCAGCAAAAACUCAGAAUUGCUUUUAAUGAAAAAGAUAGUCUUAUUGAAACUGUGAAUCGUCUCAAAGGAGAAAAAGAAAUACUGUUAUCUAAGCAGGAUGAGGCACAGGAACAUGAAAAUGUAAUCAAGAGCCUUCAAGAGAAAAAUGAAGAAAUAAUGAUUAGUCUUAAUCAGAAAGAUAUAACGAUACAAGAGCUACAGGCAAAAAUAUGUAUUCUUAGUGAUGAAAAAGAUGAUUUCUUAAGUAAAAUACAAAAUGCCGAGGAAGAGUUGGAUAACAUCCGUGAAGAAUGUAAAAGGAAAGAAGAAGAGAUUGUAGAACUUAAGGAAAAAAUAGAUCAAAUUACUCAGUACAGCAAUGAACUGGAACAAAAGGUGAAAGCAUUAACAGAAGCAUGGGAAGAAACUUUAAAAGAAAAAAAGGACAACAACCAAAACAUGGAAAAACUUGAGAUUCAAGUUAAAGUUCUGUCUGAAGAACAGGAAAAGUUAUCAUCUCAAAUUAAGAACCUUCAGGAAGAAAAUGAAAGACUAAAUAAGGAAAAAGACCAAGUGAGUAAAGAUUUGGACACUUUUAUAUCUGAAAAAAAAGGAGACAUUAGCUUUAAAGAGCAAGCUACAGAAUUGGAAAAUAAACUUCAAUUGGCAAUUGAAGAAAAAGAUAAUUUAGAUAAGUUAUUUGUAAAGGAACAAACACAAAACUCAGUUGUUAGGUCUCAGCUGUAUGAUUUUCUGAAAGAGAUGGGAUCCAGAGUUUCAGAAAUAAAGGAGGAAGAAGAUAUCAUGAUUAUCCUACAAGCUGUAAGAGACUCUUUAGGUAGAAUGAAGGAGGAAAAACAGACUUUGGUUUUUCAGAAUAAUGAAACAGUGCUACAGUUGCAGAAAGAAAAUGAACAUAUCAAAGAAGAGAAUUUGGUUCAUUGUGAAGAACUUAAAUCUUUACUUGAAGACUAUGAAAAAGAGAGAGUUCUUCUAAAGGAAGAAUUGGAAGGAUGUCUGUCAGAAAAAGCAGCAUUGCAACUCGACCUUCAAGAGAUGAAUAAUGCAAAUGAAAAGACUAGGCUUGAAAACCAAAAUCUUUUAGCUCAGAUAACAGAACUUUCUGAGAAUCUUUUAUGUAACAAAAAUGAAAUUCAGGAUCAAGGAAAGUCUUCUGUAGAAGAACAAGAAAAUGUAAGACUGUUGCUUAAACAAAGAGAGGCAGAACUACGUGAUGUGAAAGCAGAACUGACAUCUUUAAAGGAUUCCUUAGAGAACUCACACUCUGUAAAAAGUGAUCAACAUUCAGUAAUGGAACUAGAAGAUAAAAUUGUAAAUUUAGAAAAAGAAUCCAAAGAAAAAGAAGAGAAAUUAAGUAAGAUAAAAGUUGUUGCCUUGAAAGCAAGGAAAGAACUUGAUUCCAGCAGAAAAGAGGCACAGUCUCUGAGGGAAGAACUUGAAUUGGUUCGAUCUGAAAGAGAUAAUUUGUCUACUUCCAUGAAAGACCUUAUUCAAGGAGCAGAAGGCUAUAAGAAUCUUUUUUUAGAAUAUGAUAAACAAGCAGAACAAUUAGACAUGGAAAAGGAGCGUGCGAAUAAUUUUGAGCAUCAGAUAGAAGAUCUUAUAAGACAAUUAAAGAAUUCAGGUUCUCAGUGUGACAGGCUGAGCUCUGAUAAUGAAGAUCUCCUAGCUCGUAUUGAAACUCUACAGUCUAAUGCCAAGUUGUUAGAAGCCCAGAUUUUGGAAGUUCAGAGAGCCAAGGUCAUAGUGGACAAAGAAUUAGAAACUGAAAAACUUCACAAAGAGCAAAAGAUAAAGGAGCAUACUAAUACUUUAAAGGAACUUGAAGAGCUUCAGGUACAACUUCAGAAGGAGAAGAAACAUCUUCAGAAAACCAUGCAAGAGUUAGAGAUGGUUAGGAAGGAUGCUCAGCAAACUACAUUGAUGGACAUGGAAAUAGCUGAUUAUGAACGUUUAGUGAAAGAACUGAAUCAGAAAAUUACUGAUAAAAACAGCAGAAUUGAAGAUUUAGAACAAGAAAUUAAAAUUUAUAAACAAAAACAAGAAACCCUACAGGAGGAAAUGACUUCACUUCAGUCUUCAGUGCAACAAGCUGAGGAUAAAAACACCAGAAUAAAGCAACUACUAGUAAAAACCAAAAAAGAACUAGCAGAUUCAAAACAAGCAGAAACCAACCAACUAAUACUGCAGUCAUCUUUAAAAGGUGAACUAGAAGCAAGCCAGCAGCAAGUUGAAGUCUAUAAGAUUCAGUUAGCUGAAAUAACAUCAGAGAAACACAAAAUCCAGGAACAUCUGAGGACUUCUAUAGAGCAACACCAGCGUGCUCUGAGUUCUUGCCACCAAAAAAUCACAAUUCUGCAAGAAGAAUGCAACACAACUAAGGCAGAGCAAGCUACCAUUACCUCUGAAUUCGAAAGCUACAAAGUCCGAGUUCAUAAUGUUUUAAAACAACAAAAAAAUAAAUCUUUGUCUCAGAGUGAAACAGAAGGAGCAAAACAAGAAAGACAACAUCUAGAAAUGAUGAUAGACCAACUGAAAAUGAAAUUGCAAGACACCCAGAAUAAUUUACAGACCAAUGCAUCUGAACUUCAAGUAUUGCAGUCUGAACACGAUACGCUACUGGAAAGGCACAAUAAGAUGCUGCAGGAGACAGUCACAAAAGAGGCAGAACUCCGAGAGAAGCUCUGUUCCGUACAGUCAGAAAACAUGAUGAUGAAGUCAGAGCACGCACAGACUGUGAGUCAGCUAACGUCCCAGAAUGAAACCCUCCACAGUAACUUCCGGGAUCAGGUGAGGCGUUUGCAGGAAGAGCACAGGAAGACCAUGGAGACAUUGCAGCAGCAGCUUUCCAAAGUGGAAGCUCAGUAUUUCCAGCUUAAGAGUGACCCCACUACGAGAAGUUCAGCUUCUUCACAUCAACCCCUGAAGAAUCUUCGUGAUAGGAGAAACACAGACCUGCCCCUCCUUGAAAUGCACGCUGUAACGAGGGAGGAGGGAGAGGGAAUGGAAACUGCUGACACUGAGUCUGUGUCUUCUACCAGUAUCCAUACACCGUCUCUGGAACAGCUUCUUAAUUCUCCUGAAACUAAACUUGAACCUCCUUUGUGGCACGAAGAACUCAGCAAAGAAGAAUUGGUUCAGAAGCUGAAUUCCACCACAAAGAGUGCCGACCACUUGAAUGGCCUCCUUAGGGAGACUGAAGCAACCAAUGCGAUUCUCAUGGAGCAAAUUAAGCUUCUCAAAAGUGAAGUAAGAAGAUUGGAAAGGAACCAGGAGCGGGAGAAGUCAGUAGCUAACCUAGAAUACUUGAAGAAUGUUCUGCUACAGUUUAUAUUUCUAAAAGCAGGGAGUGAAAGAGAGAGGCUUCUUCCUGUCAUAGACACAAUGUUGCAGCUCAGUCCUGAAGAGAAAGGAAAACUUGUUGCAAUUGCUCAAGGUGAGGAAGAAAGUACAUCUCGACCCUCUGGAUGGGCAUCCUAUCUACACAGUUGGUCAGGCCUUCGAUAACAUGGUGAUAAGAGAAUGUUUCUUGAGCUUGUAACCAAAUAGAAUAUUUGUGACAAAAAUAAGCCAGACACA
This is a messenger RNA of Vombatus ursinus (common wombat), 5163 nucleotides long. RefSeq names its product GRIP and coiled-coil domain-containing protein 2-like. The record is from RefSeq and is a predicted model, not a curated record. Lineage: Eukaryota; Metazoa; Chordata; Mammalia; Diprotodontia; Vombatidae. Gene Ontology annotation, cellular component: Golgi apparatus. Gene Ontology annotation, biological process: late endosome to Golgi transport. The transcript has 23 exons. The coding region runs from base 49 to 5091 and encodes 1680 amino acids.